Molecule: messenger RNA, 974 nt
Organism: Megalobrama amblycephala (Wuchang bream)
Lineage: Eukaryota; Metazoa; Chordata; Actinopteri; Cypriniformes; Xenocyprididae
Product: cystatin-B-like
Exons: 3
Coding region: 536-850 (104 amino acids)
Cellular component (GO): cytosol
Molecular function (GO): cysteine-type endopeptidase inhibitor activity
Source: RefSeq, a predicted model, not a curated record
AAGUCACGUGAUUUCAGCAGUUUGGCGGUUUGACCCGCGAUCCGAUUCAUGAUUCGAUACACUGAUUCAUUUAUGCUCCGAAUCUUCUAGAUGGAAAAAGGCUGGUGAGAGCAAAUUUCGCAAUCUUUUUUUAGGCAUAUUCACUUUGUUGAUAAAUAAAUGCAAAAAUUGGAUGAAAACGUUAAACUUCAUUGUUUUGGAAAUAAUCCAUUUUAGUUGCAAUUUUAGGAUUGUGCACUAAUAUUUUCAGCUCUAUUUGUUUGCACAUUGUCUUAAGGACGCACCCACAAUAGGGGAAAUAUCAUGAAUGUUCAUGUAGCUACAUCCACUGGAAGAGUUUUUUACUGGAACUGAAUAUUACACAAGACCCCCAAAAUGAAACUCCACCUAUUCAUUCAGCCCUUUGAUGUAAUGGAAUUCCAAUGACGACUCAUGUCAUGCAUUUUGGGAGCAUAAAUAGUGGAUCAGAAUCAAUCUCUGAGACAGACUGCCUGAUAAUACAGUUUAUUUCAUCCAGGAUUUGAUCACCAGCACAAUGACUGGAGUGUGUGGUGUUGGAAGAUGGACCACAGAGGAGGCUAUUAUUCCAGAGGAGGAGAAGAUCUGCCAUGAGGUGAAGUCAGGCAUAGAGGAGAAGGCUGGAGCCACUUUUGAGACUUACAUUCCUUUAAGCUUUAGGACUCAGAUUGUGUCUGGAACAAACCAUCUGGUCAAGGUGUAUGUUGGUGUGGGUGUGUGCGUUCAUGCGAUGAUAACUCAAGUUUUCCCCGUUAAUGAAGGGAAAUUGACUGUGACUGGAGUCCAGCACCCUAAAGCCGCCUGUGAACCUCUGAUCCCAUUUGGUCACUAACCACAUACAGAAAACAGUCUGUCUUCUCUAAUAACAGACACACACAAUGAUCUGCCAUACUGUACAGAGGAACUAUUGAAAACUGUUUCAUUCCUCAAUAUUAAACUCAAUCUUCAAACCCUCA